AUGGACGUGGAUUUCGAGCUUCAGUCAUCACGUUAUACGACAUUAAAGUCAUCUACACUUCAUAGUGUUGUUAAAAGUCGGAUUGAUUUAGAUCGCUAUUCAAGUGUUGCUGCACCUUAUGGUCCAAGUGAUCCAAUUGCUAGCAAUUACUUUCAAGUUGUCAUUAGUAAAGCUAAAGCUCCAAUAGUAUGUGGUGAUGCAGGACCUAUUAAAGGGAAAGCGAUUUAUGCUGAAAAGGAUCUACCAAAAGCGACAAGAAUAUGGACGGAAUCCCCACUUGUGGCAAUGCAACAUGAACGUAAUCGGAAAAUCGUCCCAUGCUGUCAAUUUUGUUAUUUGCCAUUACUAGAAGACACAUCACAUCAAUGGCGUGAGAUUGUAACACGUUAUAAUGCUCAACAGAUUCCAUUUGUAACAACAAGACCAAACAAUGAUCAAAAUGAAGAAACAAGAGCAGAGAUCGAUAUGGAACCAGUACAGGUAGAUGCAUUGAAAAAAACACUCGAGCUAUUACGGAUUACGCCACAAAGCUGUGGUAUGGCGAAAGCAGAAGCAAAAUGUGCAUGUGGUGAACUCUAUUGCUCCAAAUUGUGUCGAAUGCGAGCAUUGCAUGAGUUUCAUGCUAUUUUGUGCCCACGUAAGGAUCCAUGCUCGGCCAUGGGUGCAUUUCAGGAACACACACGCCACACGAACGAUAUUUUUUUACUUGCAGCAAAAGUUAUUGCUCGCGUGCUUUCGCGGUAUUUAGUGUGGCGAGAUAUUGUCAAGGCACGAGAACCGAUUGAUAUGUUUUACAAGAAACCGUGGUGGGAGGUGGUUGUUGUCGAGCAUGACGAACCUAUACGAAUGGCACGUGCAUAUCAAAGCAGUGAGGAAAUGUCACGUCAGAUUACUACAAGUGGCAGCGAUGAGACAAACAGCGAUAGUAGAGAUAGCAGCAAUUACGACGAAGGUUCUCCAAAAGACAUUAAAGACAUUGACGACGAACCGAAAGGUGCCAUGCCCGAAGCUAACAGCAGUACAAUUGCUCAAGUACACAACUUACAACAGGGACUGACGCAAGCAAAAGAGAAAGAAGGCGAUUGGAUGGCAGAUACUAGUGGUACUUUGGGAAAUGGAUCGACGAAGGCGCAAUGUCUGCAGGAAGUGCUCACGAUGACGCACCAAUUACUAAUUGAUGCCUUAGAGUGCAAUUUGGUGCGACUUGAGCGGGAAGGCCAACUGCGUGGUGUGACGGUGGAGGAGAUCUGGCGUCACUGUUCAAGCCUUUUGAGUUUCGAGUUUUUCACCGCUCAGAUCGGCCUUUUCGAAAUGAAUAAUAUCAGUAUGGAGGUUGAUCAUCCGUUCCGUGCCUUCAUAGAUAUCCUAGAUCCAGACGUGCAGCAGGAAGUGACCGCAGGAGGUACUGAUGGUCAACACAAUCGAGCGUCGCCUCAGCUAAACAGUGAGGAACAGGCUUUGAUUGCUAGCGUACGACGCGUGCUAGAAUGGGAAGAAGAACGCAUACAGAUACUUCAGAAAAAGGAACGCCUGGCAAGGAAUCGCAACAAAGUGGAUCCUGGCUUUGAUCCGUCGAUGCCUCUGGGCUAUCCUUGUAUUGAAGGCACUGCGCUCUUCCCAAUCAUUUGCACCAUGAAUCACAGUUGCGACCCAAAUUGCACAGUGCUGUACACGAAGAAUGGUGACGGACACGUAGUUGCUAUCCGUGACAUUCAAAAAGGUGAGGAGCUCUGUAUCUGCUACAUCGAUGUUGACAUGGAUGUGAAAACGCGUGAAGCAAACUUGCGCGAGUACAAGUUUAAAUGCUUUUGCCCGCGGUGCGUUCUGGAGCGACAACGGUCUGAGCAAGACUAUUGUGCAAGUUCUGAAACAGCUCAGCGAACGAGUCCACGUGCAGGUAAGCAAAUUCGACGUUCUAGUUCUGGAAACCAAAAACAGAAAAAGAAAUCCAAGACGAAAUGCAGCAACCAGGGGCGGUGA
This is a messenger RNA of Peronospora belbahrii, 1980 nucleotides long. NCBI's taxonomy places the organism in Eukaryota, Oomycota, Peronosporomycetes, Peronosporales, Peronosporaceae. The record is from the annotation of a GenBank genome assembly.